GUUCGUGCGUGUGCGUGAAUUUCAGCGGAAUUUAAGUGACGACGAAGGACAGAAGACAGAUCGACUUGACGCAGGAUUGCUGACUCGCUUGCUUGGCUUUGCUGGAUGGGAUCAACAAGCUACCAUCAGUGAUGGGGGAGCAUGUUCGGGUGCGUGUGCUGGGGCGUGGCGCGUUUGGGCUUGCCGCCCUGUAUCGUCGUGCAGACGGCAGCCUGGUCGUGGUCAAGGAAUGCGACAUCGGCGGCGUCAAGCGCGAUGCCCGCGAGAAGGCGGUUGCGGAGAGCGAGACACUGGCUCUGCUUAAGCAUCCGAACAUCGUCACGUACUUUGACGCCUUUGAGGACCGCUCCAAGUUCUUCAUCGAGAUGGAGUAUGCAGACGCAGGCAACCUACGCCAGCUGAUUGAGGACAGAAAUGGCACCCUCAUUCCACAACAGGAUGUGUUGUUCCUUGCAUGGCAGCUCUUUCAAGGCCUCGCUCACGUCCACUCCUGUGGCGUUCUACACAGGGACAUCAAGAGCGAAAACAUCUUCAUGACAUCACACGGCAUCCUGAAGCUGGGCGACUUCGGGAUUUCCAAGGUGUUGUCUGACAGCGUGCACGCAGAGACGAUGGUGGGCACGCCAUACUACAUGCCCCCAGAGAUGUUCAAAGGGCAGCAGUAUGACGGCAAGUGCGACGUGUUCUCCGCCGGCUGCGUUGUGCAUGAGCUGUGCACACUCCACCGCACGUUCCAGGCGACGAACAUGGGCGCAAUCAUGCACCGAGUCAUGGCCCAGCAGUACGCCCCCAUCUGCGACCGCACGUACUCGCGCGAGCUGCAGUCUGCGAUCACGUCGAUGCUGGAGGUUGACGCGUCGGUUCGACCAUCGGCACAGGAGGUGCUGGACUCGCCAAUCAUGCAGCACCACAGCAGCACGUUCGAUGCAAAGCUUCGCCGCAUGCUGUCCAUUGCCGAGCUGGCGAGUGGUCGGACUGCCUCAUCGUCGUCAUCGUCGUCGUCACGCCUGCCCUCAUCGUCUGGUGUGUUCGUCGCCAAGACCACAUCGCUGUACGUGUGGGGCGGCGGGAAGGCACACUCGCUCAUGGGCACAUUCUCCUCCACGAACGCCGCCCACAUGCUGGCGAUUGGCAGUGGCCACUGCGCCGUGUGCACGGUGGAUAUGCGUGUGUACACGUGGUCGAUUGGAGGCGCAAUGUCCGAAGUGGACGGAUUUUCCAGCGGACAGCUCGGUCAUGGGAACGUCGCGUCACAGCGCCAGCCAAAGCUUGUUGAGGCAUUGAGCCGACUGCCCUGUACUCAGGUCGCCUGUGGUGAAGACUUCACCUUCUGCCUCCUCAGCAACGGCAACCUCGUUGCGUUUGGCUCCAACUUCAACGGCUGUCUCGGCAUUGGCGAAGACGUCGAUGUUGAGGAAGAUAUCGCCAAGUUUCUCCUGCCGGACGCCGUUGCGGACAGCGACUUGCGCCAAUCAGCACAGACGAGUGCGAGGAGUAGCAGGGCGCAGGUGUUGUCAUCGCUCCGUGACAGCGGGAAUGCGACGGCAGAGAAGGGCGCAGACGUAAGCUAUCAUCACGAAACUGGCAGCACCACAAGUGGCAUCGAGAAUACAGAGAAGAGUCACGAUGAGGUCGCGAGCACUGCGCACGGAAACCGACAGCAGGCCGUAGCGUUGCGCAGUGGCAGCAAUGAUGGUGAUGACGACGACGACAACGCUCGGGAUAGUUUGGGUGCUAGCAGCGAUGAUGAUAAGGGCAAUGCUGAUGAUGGUGGUGGUGGUGGUGGUAAUCAGCCGGUGACGAGCAACAACAUCAAGUCGCCAUUUGAUGACAGCGGAAAUGCAAUCUCGCCAAUCCUCGUCCCUUUCUUCAAAUCUAUGCGGGUGAAGCAGGUUGCGUGCGGGGAGAGCCAUGUUGCCGUCAUCACAGAGGGGCGUGACAUGUACACGUGGGGCAUCGGAGAAUACGGGAAGCUCGGGCUUGGUGAUGAGGAUGACGUGUUCACGCCGACGAAGGUGCACCUGCACACGCUGACGGCGCCCGAGUUUGUUGCGUGCGGUGUUGAUGCCAGCGCUGUUGUGUCGUCGUCUGGGCAGCUCUUCGUCACAGGCAACAACCAGUACAACAAGCUGUGUCUGAACUUCAACGAGAGCGUUCUCUCACAGCGCCGUCGCUCAUCUCUCGCAGAAAAGGGCGUCGGGAAAGGUCACAUUCGGUCGUGCUACAACUUUACGAUGGUGCGCUGGGACGUUCUGCGCUCCGGCGUCGCUCGCGUCUCACUCGGAACAAAUCACAUGGCAGCGUUGACGGUGCGUGGCCGCGUGAUCACAUGCGGUUGCAACUCAAGUGGGCAGCUGGGCACCGGUGACACGCGUCCACGGACCUCCCCCGUCGUCGUGGGCAAGGACUUGCUUGGCGUGAAGGUGGAGUCCGUUGCGUGUGGUGAUUCGUUUUGCAUUGCCGCAACCCGCGACGGCGCGCUGUACGGAUGGGGAUCGGCCGCCAACCACCGUCUGAGUUCACUGGCGGGCGACUCACCGGCUCCCCGCGUCAUCCCGGACAUCACGGGCGUGGCGCAGGUCGUGUGCGAGGGCCCGAUGACGCUGUGCUUGACGGAGGCGGUGCAGAGCUCACGGCGAAUGGCCCCGCUGUCAUCAUCAUCAUCGCGCGAUCCGAACAAGGGCGACCCCUCUUCACUCGUCGGGGCACUGGCACACGGGGACACGUGCAACAACUCAGUGUUUGCUGCGUCAUUCGACAAAGACAACGAGCCCGACAGCACCAAGCAUGAUGAUGAUGGUGACGAUGAUAAUGGCGGCAGCAUUGGCAACAUUCUUCCCGUGGACACCGCAGACACGUUCGCAUCCGAGUCAAUGUUGGAGACAAACAGCACCACCACCACCACCAACAGCACGGGGAAGAUGGUGCAAUUCCGGUGCAAUUCCCCAGGGAUGAUGAUGAUGAUGACGACGACGACAAUGAUGAAGAUGACGAUGAUGACUUGCCACCGUGGCUCAUUGCUGAACUGCAGGGCGAAGUGAUUCCCAUGCGCAGCAACGACAGCGAUGGUAGUGAUGAUGAUGAUGAAGGUGAUGAUGAUGUUGGUGAUGGUAGUCGUGUUGGUGAAGGCGAU
Messenger RNA from Salpingoeca rosetta, 3133 nucleotides. Its product is annotated as NEK/NEK8 protein kinase. The transcript is spliced from 20 exons. The record is from RefSeq and is a predicted model, not a curated record. Gene Ontology annotation, biological process: protein phosphorylation. Lineage: Eukaryota; Choanoflagellata; Craspedida; Salpingoecidae. The coding region runs from base 132 to 3041 and encodes 969 amino acids. Gene Ontology annotation, molecular function: protein kinase activity; ATP binding.